AUGUUCCUUUGUGAUGCUGGAUUUCUUGAAAAGAAGCCCAACGCUCUUGGCAUUACUGGAAAGGAGUUGGUCAUCAACCUCGCGCAAUCUAGUAUUAGUCUGUUAAACCGACAUCUGGAGACAGCCAGACCGUUACAGAUAUCACCAUUAAUGUCUUGGUUUGCUCUUCGGUGCCAGCAGUGUUCUGAUAUAGUUUACUUCGACCCUAACUCUGAGGAGAGACGGGCUCUCGAAACCCGCCUUUGCCCGUACCUGCAGAAUUUGGAAGAUGAGAUGGAAAGUCUCCAGAGAUCAGUUAACAUGCGACCUGCAAGGGCUGAGAAUCAUCGAAUGGACCCUGCUUGCAAUAGCCAUCAGAUUUUGGAAGAGUUGGAAGUGCAACCGGAAAACUCCAUCAUUGCUACAGCGAAGCCUAUUCCUGCUAUUUCCACUUUUCAAUCACUGCCCGGGUUCACACUUGCAGACAACGCGGGAUUCGAUGCUCUGUUCGAGGAGAUGGUCACCUCCAUUCCGAUUAACAGGGAACAACCCCUUUUCGCUCAAAAUUUAGGCUUCUAUACUGGAAAUCUGGAUAAAGACUUCUUGGAGGCACUUCAACAACCAUCGGAAGGUUGA
Messenger RNA from Penicillium verrucosum, 615 nucleotides. RefSeq lists its product as uncharacterized. The transcript is spliced from 3 exons. The record is from RefSeq and is a predicted model, not a curated record. The coding region runs from base 1 to 615 and encodes 204 amino acids. NCBI's taxonomy places the organism in Eukaryota, Fungi, Ascomycota, Eurotiomycetes, Eurotiales, Aspergillaceae.